Messenger RNA from Brassica rapa (field mustard), 3996 nucleotides. Its product is annotated as probable dual specificity protein kinase YAK1 homolog. Gene Ontology annotation, biological process: protein phosphorylation; signal transduction. The record is from RefSeq and is a predicted model, not a curated record. Gene Ontology annotation, molecular function: ATP binding; protein kinase activity. Lineage: Eukaryota; Viridiplantae; Streptophyta; Magnoliopsida; Brassicales; Brassicaceae.
UUUUUUUUUUUUUUUUUUUUUUUUUUUUUUUGUUGUCAACCAAUUUAAACUAGAUCAAGUGGAGAAUAGACGAGCCGAUUCUCCGAGGAGUAUCUCCAUCUAUCUGGGUCUGAUCUAUAUGGGAGAAAAUAUAGCCUUUGAUCCUUGUCUCCUUUGCUAACGCAUCUGCUCGGCCAUUCCGACUCCGAGGAAUAUGAGAUAGAUUCACAUCCUCGAAGUCUUCCUGUAACCUCUGGAACGCCUCGAUUCUGUCGUGAAGGCUGGCCAAUCCAUCGGGUUUUACUUUUUAGUUAUAUUUUGUAAGGGAUUCAUUUCUAUUUUGCAAGUGGAUUAGAAACCGGAUCAGACCUGAUCUUGGAGCUUGUGUGUCGACCACGAUUGUGGAACACAUCAUUGAAGCUCGAUGUAUUGGCAACGGAGAGAGGUCUCUUGAUAAUCUAGAAAUAUUCAUGAAUUCUAAAAUUAAUUGCUAUCUUACGCAUUUCUAACCACAGUUCCACCCGAUUUGUGAGGUUUCACAACAAACUAAAAUAACUGAACAAUAUGAAGACAUUGCAAUUGGCGAUAUAUAGUUUUUAAUCAUAGAAAGUAAUAUUUGAUGGAACGUAUUAAAAGGUAAGAUACUCAUAUUUUAUGUAGUCUAUUAAAAGCCAAAGUUAAUUUUUCAAAAAACAAAAAGUCGAAAAUAGUCCUUAUAAACUAGCAAAAAAAUGUAUUAGUUUAUAUAAUUCGUUUAUUUUAGAUUAUAGACUUUAAUAGCAUGUUUAUAUCAUACUAUCAAGUUUAAAAUUUUAACUUAUUUGAUUUUUAACCAAAAUUAUAUAUUAAAUAAUUAAAAUUUUAAAUAGCCAGAAUAAGAAAAAAGUCGAUCUCAAAUGUUUUUUUUUAAUCUUCUCUUUUGUGCUACAAAUUUUCUUUUUGAGUAUCUUAGAAAAUGGAAAUUGUUAAUUCAAAUAUCCCUUUUCCGUGCGUGUAAAGUCACCGCGUUAACUAGAACCGCAAAUCUAUAAAAGACAGUUAUAUCUUUUCUCCUUCGCCACCAUUUUCUUUUACGUUUUUUCUCUUCAGCCACAAAUUUUCUCAAAAGCAAUUCUUUCUUGAAACCCUAAAAAGCAAAGAUGCAGUCAAACGAAGAAUUCGUCAAAUUUGUUGGAAAUUAUGUCAAUCUCGUCCACUACACUAAUCUUGAAGAUGGCUCUUCGUUUCUCUCCGCAGUCAAGAACUCAUACCACAAAGACUACGACAGUCUCCAAACAGAGUUACAUAUACUUCUCAAACUCAGGGGAAGUCCCACGAUCGUUACAUGUUUAGGUGACUCUCUUCAACAAGGUCUCAGCAAUCACGGUAACAAAGUCCACAAACUGCAACUCGAGUAUGCUUCCGAAGGUAGUUUAAUCGCUUUCAUGGACCGUUACGUCGACAGAAAGUUGCAGGAACCGUUGAUCAAACAUCUCAUGCACAUGAUUCUCGAAGGUUUGGUCUCGAUUCACGACCAUGGUUAUGUUCACUGCAACAUCAAACCAGACAACUUACUUGUCUUCCCUUGUUCUUCUUCGAGACAAGAUUCAUAGGAGCUCAAGAUUUCUGAUUUUGGUAACUCGUUAGAGGUAGGAGAGGCAUAUACAAGGCAAUUGAUUCCCUAUCAAACAACCUAGGGUACCCUAUCCCUUCUAUCUUAACCUUAUCACCAUUUGCUAUAAGAACAUUCAUUGAGGCAAGCUGGACAUCACUAAUCAAGUUCCUAUCACUAAUCAUGUGAUGGUUUGCUCCUGAAUCUAUUAUGAUAGGUUUAGGUUUAGAGUCAAGAGAGUGUGUAGCACCCUUCUUGGAUGAGAUAAAGGCUUCGAUAAAGGCAUGUAGGUCACUCAUGAUCGCUGGACCAUCAAUGUUGGCCGCACUAUCAUUACUUCUCCACGCUCCUCCUUUAUUUGAAUCACCAAUGACAGAUGAAUACAUAGUUUUUCCUAAUACAUAGUUUUUUCUUGAAUCGAUGGAUGCUCAAACUUCUUGAUUACAUUCCUAACAAGAGUCAAAUCACUUCUUCUUCGUAUAUUGUGCUUCUUAUGUUGUUCCUUGGCCUUCUUGUACGCUGGAACCAAAACCAUGUUUGAGUUAUCCCUCAUGGAGAGAUAUGGACUAGUGGAAAAUAGACCGUUCCUACUGGUUUUCAGAUAUACUGGACUUGAUGAAGCUUUCCGGAUAUGGUUGAAGCUUUUUUGAAUUCCAGAGAAUAAGGUAUACUCCUCUAUCUUGAGUGCUGGUGAGGUUCUUCUCUCUUGGAAGACCUUUGGACCCGUGGAUAAAAGGAUGUAUCCAAUAGAUUUUGAAGAAAAUCUAAGAAAGAAAUAGACUUGCGGAAGCUUUUGUGAGGUUCAGGAGCUUAAUGCUCUGAUACCAUGUGAGAAUAUGAGAUGUAGUAGAAUGUUAGUUUCAGGAGAAUGAAAAAGAGAGAGAGAGAGAGAGAGAGAGAGAGAGAGAGAGAGAGAGAGAGAGAGAGAGAGAGAGAGAGAGAGAGAGAGAGAGAGAGAGAGAGAGAGAGAGAGAGAGAGAGAGAGACUAAUUUCCUUAAUUAUUUCUUGUACUCUACAACUGAAUAUAUAUAUGAGACUGAUGUGACAAGUCCCCAACAGUUCUUUUAAUUCAAAUUCAAAUAGUUUCUCAAUGGAGCUGUGAUGCGUUGCCGUGGAUGCGUUGGCUCUUCAAUGGUCACCGUGGAUGCGUGCCUGUGGAUGGGUUGGCUCCUCAACGGUCGCUGUGGAUGCGUUACCGUGAAUGGGUUGGCUCUUCUUCUCAAUAGAUCCCAGAGAGUUUACCUUCUGUUGCAAAGGCUUUUAUCGAAACGCGUUUCUCAAAGAAUCCUGAGAAGAGAGGAAGCGCUUGUAAAUUUCUGUCUCAUCCGUUCUUGCCUCGUCCACAAGUGGAAGAAGAAGAACAGGAAAAGAAGGCAAGUAACUCGUUUCUGUUCAUUAGCGUUUAGUUUCUCUGUUUAGACCGUAGUUUCUGUUCACUUACGCUUGGUACUAGUAAGUAGACUAUAGUUUGUUAAUUGACGUUUAGUAUGUGUCUCUGUUUAGACUGUAGAUUCUGUUCAUUUACAUUUAGUAUCUGAUUAGUAUGUAGACUGUAGUUUCUAUUGAUCAAUGUUUAGUAUCUCUAUUUAGACUGUAGCUUAUGUUGAUCAAUGUUUAGUAUCUCUGUUUAGACUGUAGCUUCUGUUGAUUAACGUUUAGCAUCUCUGUUUAGUAUAUAGCUUUAGUUUCUGUCGAUUAAGUUUCGUUAUUUCUGUUUAGUUUAAAGAUCAAAUUUACAUGCGUCUCAGGUCACAUUUCAACAGUUUCCUUUAGUAUUGUUGUUUAGUAUGUAGAAACCGUUUAUUAACUUUUGAGUAUCGAUGUUUAGUAUGUAGUUUCUGUUCAUCAACGCCUAGUUUCUUUGUUUAGUAUGUAUCUGAGGUCUCAAAUCACUAAAUCAGUAUCUUACGACAUUAUAACUAUUAAUAAAGAUUUUUUUUGUUCAUUCUGAAUUGCUCACUAUACAUAGUUCUUGUCUGCAAACUUCAUUCUCAGAGCAUCUCCAACCUCAUUCCAUAAUUUACUGCAAAAUAGAGUGAAAAAAUGGAGUAAUGAAGAAACCAAAAAAUGAUUACUCCAUAAUUAAAGUGAUUUUUCAUUUUUUGUUCAUACUUCAUUUUUCACAUCAUUUUUGAAGUAAAUUAUGGUGGGGAUGAAGAUGCUUUCAAUAUUUUUACAGUGGUUAGCAAUCGAAAAAGAGUUUAUCAAUGCUCAUUUAGCUUGUCAUCUUCAACUAUAAAAGCAAAAAUUGGAACAAACCUUUACAACCUACAACACAGGUUCCUUUAUGAUCAUGACAAGUGAAUCACUUCAGCAGAAUCGUUGCCUUUUCAGUUUGAACCAUUGCAUCAGCCUUGAUCCAUCCCAUCAAACGUUCAAGGAUGCAAAGCUCCUUCACCAGUCACCUUUUUAAUAUAGUGAGCAA